Molecule: messenger RNA, 1319 nt
Organism: Lontra canadensis (Northern American river otter)
Lineage: Eukaryota; Metazoa; Chordata; Mammalia; Carnivora; Mustelidae
Gene: MGAT4D
Product: MGAT4 family member D
Exons: 11
Coding region: 56-1237 (393 amino acids)
Biological process (GO): protein N-linked glycosylation
Cellular component (GO): endoplasmic reticulum; Golgi stack; endoplasmic reticulum-Golgi intermediate compartment
Molecular function (GO): acetylglucosaminyltransferase activity
Source: RefSeq, a predicted model, not a curated record
CUGCGCGUCGCCUCCACUCGCCCGGCUGCGAGCCGCGGGCAGUCAGGCCAGCUCCAUGAGGACCAAGCAGGUGAACGUGCUGAUCGCGCUGGCCGCCGUCAUGCUCUUCAGCUUCUCCUGCUUCUGCAUCUCCAGGAUGACUCAAACCAGUAAUCAAUUAAUUAAUUGUAGAAACCAUAUUUUGGAGUUUAAGGAAAAAAUGCUACGUUUAAAAAACAAAACUGAAAGAAAUCGCCAAGAGCUGAUCAAAGCCUUGAGUAAAAUGAAGUAUGAAAUGACACAGAGAAAAAAUAUGUCCAUAAACUUAGUUGAGAAGAAAAUGAAUACAUUGGGUAAGAGUGAAACAGCAUCUAAUACAUUUGAAAUCCUAAAGUUCUUUUUUCCUCAUCUAAGGAAAGCAGGCAGAAUUUAUCCUGAUGUAAUCAUUGGCAAAGAGAAAACAGGUGUCUCUUUUGCACUGGGUAUUUCCACUGUUAACAGAGGAAAUCAGAGUUACCUGAAGCAAACACUGAAUUCCGUUGUCUCCAGGAUGACUCCUUCAGAAGAGAAGGACUCUGUGGUGAUCGUCUCUGUCGCAGAUGGAAAUGAAGAUUAUUUAAAAUCUGUUGUUGACAUGAUUACAAAAAGAUUCAAAAGGCAACUAAGGUCUGGAUCAUUAGAAAUCAUUUCAAUACCUGCCUUUUUUUAUCCAAACAUAUUACACGUCAAGCAGUCAACUGAGGACUCCGGAAGAUCAGAGAGUUGGCGUAUCAAACAAGUACUGGAUUUUUGUUUUUUGAUGCUGUAUGCCCAACCCAAGGCCAUGUAUUAUUUACAGCUAGAAGAUGAUAUCAUAGCUAAAAAGACAUACUUUACAAAAAUCACAGAUUUUGUGCAUAAUAUCACUUCAAAAAAUUGGUUUUAUAUUGAGUUUUCAAUUCUUGGAUUCAUAGGAAAGCUGUUUAAAUCUGAGGACUUAACUGACUUUGUACGUUUCUUUUUAAUGUUCUACAAAGAUAAGCCCAUAGACUUGCUCUUGGGGGACAUUUUUCAGGUAAAGAUGUGUAACCCAGGAGAAACUCCUGAAAAAUGUGCAGAACGGAAUAAGCAAAUUCGUAUUCGAUAUAAGCCUUCUCUUUUCCAGCAUGUGGGUAUAGAGUCAUCACUCACUGGCGAAGAACAAGAUUCCAAAGAGCUUCAUAAUUCAAAUACCUUCUUUAAAAAUGAUGAACAUCAUUCUUUGGAAAAAAUGGCAUAAUAAGGAUUAGUCUUAGCUCUCAACUUACUUCAUAGUGGAUAAGAGACUAUAUCAUAUAAAAAAUUUUAAGCCUUUGAUAAUA